Molecule: messenger RNA, 978 nt
Organism: Penicillium taxi
Lineage: Eukaryota; Fungi; Ascomycota; Eurotiomycetes; Eurotiales; Aspergillaceae
Product: shikimate dehydrogenase family protein
Exons: 1
Coding region: 1-978 (325 amino acids)
Biological process (GO): chorismate biosynthetic process; shikimate metabolic process
Molecular function (GO): shikimate 3-dehydrogenase (NADP+) activity
Source: RefSeq, a predicted model, not a curated record
AUGUCUGCCCCCGAAGACAUCCUCGCCGCAUCCUAUAAAUAUGGAGCACCCUACGUGAGCAGCGUCCAUCGCAGCGAAAAGCUCAAGACCUUCUUGUUCGGCUACCCGAUUGCCCACUCAAUGGCACCCCUGCUACAUGCCACCCUCUUCAAAGGCUUGUCAGUGCCAUGGACGUACUCCUUAAAGGAAACACAAGACAGCACAGAGUUUCUGCCGGCUUUGAAACAGCCUGAUAUCGUUGGCUGUGCUGUGACCAUGCCAUACAAGGUCUCCUUGCUUCCUGCUGUGGACGAGGUGACCGAAGAGGGUCGAAUGGUCGGAGCCAUCAACACAGUGUUCCUUCGCAGAGCUGCUGAUGGAAGCACCCGCUAUAUCGGCACAAAUACCGAUACAAUUGGAGUCCGUGAAUCAUUCUUGCAAAACUGCCCUGGUGUCCUAGCGCAGUCGGCCGGAAAACCUGCAUUGGUGAUUGGUGGCGGCGGUGCUUGCCGUGCGGCCAUCUAUGCCCUGUGGAAAUGGAUGGGUGCGAGCAAGAUUUACAUGGUCAAUCGACUGGAGAGUGAAGUCCGAGCGAUCAUGGCUUCCUUUAAAGAGGCUGGCUUGGACGCUGAACUAAUUUGGGUGGGAUCCACGGAGCAAGCUGCUGCCUUGGAGGCCCCGACGCUAAUUGUCGGAACUGUGCCGGACAUUCCUCCCAAGAAGGAAGGAGAGAUUCUUGCCCAGAAGAUUGUUGAAAUAUUCCUGUCAUCAAAGACUAAGGGCCAUAUUCUUGAAAUGUGCUAUCAUCCCCGCCCACGAACACAACUCUUCGAGACCAGCGAGAAAAUGGGAUGGAAUGUACUUUAUGGAACUGAGGCUAUGAUCUGGCAAGGAGUCGCCCAACAGGUGCUUUGGGCAGAGUUGCCGAUUGAGAACUUCAAGUUGGAAGAGGCUAAAGCGACUAUUUUGGCGGCACUGGAACAAUCGACCAAGCACUGA